CCUUACUUAAGCCAGAAUUGAAACAGUACGUACACAAGCUUGCGACUCGGCCCACUUCUCUGUGGAUUGUCUGCCGCUGUUGAGAGCUGUCCAGUUCGAGCUGUUGAAGUCCAGUGUGCGGCAUCUCGACGACACUCGUGGCGCGCACCAGUUCGUUACGCACGCCCGACUUCAAUAUCACCAGAAACGGCCAAUUGGCCACACUCAACCCUUCGAUCGUUCCCAAGUUCUUGUUGCGUCCAAAUCACAGACGCAUCCCUCAAAAUGCACUUCCUUCGCUCCCUCCUAGCGGGAACCUUUCUCGCUGCCGGAGCCUUUGCAGCCAAGAAGACCCCCGAAGAACGAUUCAACGAUUUCCACGCAAAGGCCCUGACUUCAUCCCCAAUCAAGCUCGCCGACACUAGCUACAAGUCUUUGACUUCUGCUCCCCGCGAUUACACCGUUGCAGUACUCCUGACUGCUCUCGAGAACCGAUUCGGCUGCCAGUUGUGCCGAGAGUUCCAGCCGGAAUGGGAUCUUCUGGGUAAGACCUGGACCAAGGGCGACAAGAAGGGCGAGUCGCGCCUUCUCUUCGGUACUCUCGAUUUCUCUGAUGGCCGUGAGGUCUUCAUGUCGCUCGGCCUCCAAACCGCCCCCGUCCUGCUCUUGUUCCAACCCACCAUCGGCCCUCACGCUGUUGCUGCCGUCGAUCCUCUACAAUAUGACUUUACCAGCGGACCUCAGUCUGCUGAGCAGGUCCAUGCCUGGCUGUCGAGACACCUUGCUGACCGACCCCACCCUCCGGUGAAGCGCCCGAUCAAUUGGAUGCGAUGGAUUUCUAGCAUCACCAUCGUCCUUGGUCUCGGCACUGUCCUCGUCACUGCCUCGCCCUACAUCCUUCCCGUCAUUCAGAACCGCAACUUGUGGGCCGCCAUCAGUCUCAUUGCCAUUCUGCUCUUCACCAGUGGCCACAUGUUCAACCAUAUCCGCAAAGUUCCCUACGUUGCUGGAGAUGGCCGAGGCGGUAUCAGCUACUUCGCCGGUGGUUUCCAGAACCAGUUCGGUUUGGAGACCCAGAUCGUUGCUGCUAUCUACGGUGUCUUGGCUUUCUGUGCCAUCUCUCUCACCGUCAAGGUGCCUCGCAUCGGCGACAAUAAGAGACAGCAGGUUGCUGUGUUGGCCUGGGGUGGUGUUCUGUUCAUCAUGUACAGCUUCCUUCUCAGCGUUUUCCGUAUCAAGAACGGCGGCUACCCCUUCUCUCUGCCUCCUUUCAUGUAA
Molecule: messenger RNA, 1257 nt
Organism: Colletotrichum acutatum
Lineage: Eukaryota; Fungi; Ascomycota; Sordariomycetes; Glomerellales; Glomerellaceae
Product: OST3/OST6 family protein
Exons: 4
Coding region: 265-1257 (330 amino acids)
Cellular component (GO): oligosaccharyltransferase complex
Source: RefSeq, a predicted model, not a curated record